Coniophora puteana RWD-64-598 SS2 is the source of this 1220-nucleotide messenger RNA. Its product is annotated as short-chain dehydrogenase. The transcript has 5 exons. Bases 1 to 1035 code for a protein of 344 amino acids. Lineage: Eukaryota; Fungi; Basidiomycota; Agaricomycetes; Boletales; Coniophoraceae. The record is from RefSeq and is a predicted model, not a curated record.
AUGAAGCGUAACUUUUUCAACUUCGUCCAGGACCAAUGGUCCCAAGUUCCCCCUGUUAUUCGUGCUGAUCUGUCGGGUCAGACAGUCGUGGUUGUAGGUGCCAACGUAGGCAUUGGGCUCGAAGCAUCCAUCCACUUUGCAUCCAUGAACCCUGAGCAGCUCAUCAUCGCCUGCAGAAGCGAGAGUAAAGGGAAGGAGGCUGUCAAAGAGAUAACGCGGCGAACCGGCUACUCAAACAUCAAGCUGUGGCUUAUCGACCUCGCCUCAUUUACCUCUGUCCGUGAGUUUGCGGACAGAUUCGACCGCGAGGCUGGUCCACUCGACAUACUCGUGAUGAAUGCGGCGGUGGCAACGGGGAAGUACGAAGUGACCAUGGAUGGUUGGGAGACCAGCAUACAAGUAAACUAUCUCUCCACCACGCUCCUGCCCCUUCUCCUUCUCCCACGCAUGGUCGAGGCAGGCAAGAAGCACCACAAGCCUGCACGACUCAUCACCGUUGUCAGCGACUCGCACUACAGUACCCUCAUCCCUCAUGACGUCCAAGCGUCCCCAAAUCCACUCAGCAUGUUUAGCAGCCGAGAGUACUGCACAUCAGAGAAGUUCAGGGGUCGCUAUCCACAGUCUAAACUCCUUAACAUCCUCCACAUCCGCGCACUUGUGGCCCGCCUCCGCCCGCUCUCCCUCGUCCCCGUCACACCCGUGAUGCCGAACCCGGGGUUCUGCUACUCUGCGCUGCGUCGCGAGUUCGCGUCUUCGUGGAUGUUCUGGUUCAUGGAAAAACUCCUCGCGUGGCCCGCCGAGUACGGCGCGCGCCAGCUCGUGUUCGCCGCUCUGGGCAACCGGGGCUCCAAUGUGGACGAGGAAGCGAUGCGCGGGGCAUACGUGAGCCGGGGUGCGACAAAGGAAGAGAGUGACUGGGUGAUUGGCGAGGAGGGGAAGCGGACGCAGGAACUCGUCUGGGACGAGACGAUGGAGAUAUUGAAGGGGAUAGACCCGAGGGUGGAGAGAGUUUUGGGCGAGUAUAUGACUGCUUGAUGUUGCGAGAGAGCAGGAUCACGAUCAACUCGUUAAUAGCACAAAGUUGAAAAUCAGCAGCAACUCCUGUCGUACAGUGUUUGCAGUAUUAUGUCCAAAUGACCACUGAUGUCCUGGAGCUCCGCGCAUUUAGAGUGGCGAUGUAUUCUCUCCGUCUUCGGCAAUGUCCAAAAAUUUGCACGUCC